AUGGAAUCCAACAACCAUCCAUCCUCGAGCGAGAAGGAGGCUCAUCCUCUUCCCGGGGCUCCCAACGGGACGGAGAGUGCCCAUCAGCAAGCACCGCACACGGGGUCUGCCUCGAAGGUCGAUACCUCAGGUCCCUCGCACGGUUACCAGCCAGCCAACGAAGCCGACACUGGUGGGGAAGGAGAGACUGGUCACUCGACCCAAGAUGAUGCUUCCACCGGCGAGGAUAUGGUGAACUCCGAGGACACGGCUUCAGCUCCGAGAACUGAGCAAGUGCAGGCGCAGUUCCUCCGUCUAUUGUGA
This is a messenger RNA of Neurospora tetraspora, 303 nucleotides long. RefSeq lists its product as uncharacterized. Bases 1 to 303 code for a protein of 100 amino acids. The transcript has a single exon. The record is from RefSeq and is a predicted model, not a curated record. Lineage: Eukaryota; Fungi; Ascomycota; Sordariomycetes; Sordariales; Sordariaceae.